Salvelinus sp. IW2-2015 is the source of this 2302-nucleotide messenger RNA. RefSeq lists its product as uncharacterized. The record is from RefSeq and is a predicted model, not a curated record. Lineage: Eukaryota; Metazoa; Chordata; Actinopteri; Salmoniformes; Salmonidae.
UAAGUUAUCUCUACUUUUAUUCAAGUAUGACAAUUGGUUACUUUUUCCACCACUGAUCAGAGGGCACAKAUCAACUCAAAGAAGGCAGCAUAGGAGGGAUGGAGGGAGAGAAUGGGUGAUGGGCUGAGUCAGAGGCAAACAGGCCUCUCAGUCGUGCAGUUGAGUGUGUCAAUGUUUCUAUUGGCUCGCUGCUCUGACUGCACAUGUGCACGAGUGUGUGAUAAGAUGUCAUGAACAUUGCACAUAAUAUGGUGAACAAUGGUUGAGUAUUGGUUUAGCAUACACUAACACUGUAAUGGAUAGUUUGACUGCAUUCACUAUGAAAACUGAAGUCAUGUUAAAAUAAAACACAUUACACGAGUACAUGACUCAAAGUCCUUGUCCCAUUUUAUAAAGUUAAAGACGGUCAAUGUGUUGGACGCCCUUGGACCAUUUUAUAAAGUUAAAGACGGUCAAUGUGUUGGCAGCCCUUGUCCCAUUUUAUAAAGUUAAAGAAGGGAAAUGUGUUGGCAGCCCUUGGCCCAUUUUAUAGAAUAAAAGGCUCAAUGGUUGCUCGACCUUGCAGUAUUCAGUAGGGGGAGCUCUAGAUUUUCCACUGCCCUAGUUUCUCUCUCUCCCUGUUGUCUUGGAUUUAGUGCUGCAGUGUAGAAAAUCAGGCCACUGUCUGCCAUAUGAGCUGGCUGCUGGAUACAACGGCUUUUUUCUCACCUGCACUCACAGCAACAACACACUCGCCUGCCCACCCCCAGAUAUCCUGACGUUCAUCAUGGGGCAGCUGUUGGCCUCAGAACAGGAGCAGUCYGAGGCUCAGGUUGCUGUUGGCUCUCUGCUCUACUCCGCCAUGUUGGAGGCCGGUGCUCUGCCUGAUGUUGCCGUCGACCACUAUCUGCUAGCUAAUCCAGAGAGCCUGGACUCCAGGGCCCACCUACAGGACCACCUCCGCCAGCUGCAGGGGCACGUAGGGAACCGGGCGCCCACCUACCUGAAGGAGCUGAUCAGCCGCCUGGUCGCUUUCUCUGACGAGCCCAAGGUGGCAGGCCUGGUGGGCUUGGUGGUCUCCAUGGUGAUGGAGACGGCAUACGCCUCGUCCAGGGGGUCAGUGAGGUCGAGGGGUUGCCAAGUCGAGGAACGGCGUGCGGAGCUCCAGGACGUUAUGGAGGAGUACCUCAAGCGCUGCCGGAUGCACUUGAAGGAUGAGCAGAAGCUGAGAGAAGACACCCAGCGUCUGGAGGGCCAGCUGAGCUACUUGCUGACCCAGCUGAAGAACACCAUGCUCAGGGAAGGCCCCAGCUCCAAGGCCCUGAAGCACUGGGCCAGCGGCGCCGCCUUUCACACGCAGAUGCUGCUGCACCUGACCAGGCUAGAGCAGAGAGGAGACCCGCUGGUCGUCCAGGCUGCAAUGGAGCAGUACCAAGAGGACUUCAGAGAGAUUCUACCUGCGUACAGAUGCUACAAAGCCAGUACGGUGACUGUGAUAAAGUGUAGGGGAGGGCUGCAGACCGGGGAGGAUCCUCUGACUGAGGGGAGUGUGACUGGGUUCACUGUGGUGGAUAAAGAGUUAGGGAAGAGUGUGAGUGUUCCCCUACCUGAGGACGCUCCCCCUGGCAUUGUCCUGAUCACUUCAGAUAUGUGUGCUCAAGCCUAUUUAGAGCGACUGUUCUCUCCACAAGGCCCCAUAGCAGAGCUGGAGAGGUACUUUCUCAACAGCAGAGAGAGUCUACGCAUGAAGUUGAUGGUACAAGAACCAACGGACUCCAACGAGAGGCUGAGCAUAGUGGAAACAGAACCCCUAGACAGAAGAUAGCACAUGUUCAUGUUGAKUUUCAUACAGGCAUAGGCAAGAUGCACAAUCCACGGAACUGAACGAACUCUCUUGAAUAAAAUGUGCAUUUAUUGUAUUGUAUGUAUGAUCAAAUGUUGAAUCAUAUUCUGGUUUAUUCAUUGCUAAUGUUCUCCUAUGAAUUUCUGAGAAAAUAUAUUAUAAAAGCACAUGAAUAAUUCCUUCCCACGCAAAUCAAUUGUUAUAAUGCGAGAAACUAAUUGUACAGACACAAAUGGCAAAAGUAGCACAGUUCACAGUACUUAAUUGUCUAUGGUAUUGAAAAGGAUMCUUGAGUUCAGUUUGCAGGUUUGAAUUGAUUUCUUCGUGCUUUGUGGAAGUGAUUCUUUCUUACUUUGUCCUCACUUUCAGUUCAAUAACCUUUUCUACAGCUUUGUAGAGUGCUCGGAAGCAACAGCUGAUUCUUUGAAAAUAAACUCUUAAUGGUCUGGCUGCUGCCAUGGCUGAAUGUGUCAAACUUUA